Papilio xuthus (Asian swallowtail) is the source of this 1464-nucleotide messenger RNA. RefSeq names its product rho GTPase-activating protein 26-like. Gene Ontology annotation, molecular function: GTPase activator activity; protein binding. Bases 633 to 1055 code for a protein of 140 amino acids. The record is from RefSeq and is a predicted model, not a curated record. Lineage: Eukaryota; Metazoa; Arthropoda; Insecta; Lepidoptera; Papilionidae. The transcript is spliced from 5 exons.
ACUGACUAGAUAUAUACCCUGAUUAUUUUCUAUUUAAUUUCGAAUAAAUAAAAACGGUUAAAGUUUAGCAGCAGUUAAGAAUUGCAACUUUAGUUAUCUUCAGUUCGUCUGUAUCGAGGUGAAAGUUGAUUGAACUAUUGGCUACAAUCUCAUAUUGUCCUUGACUACGGAGUCGCAAUGGUCAAGAGGUCGCCGCGCACGACCCAUCCCGCGGUGUAACGCCCCACAUCCGGCGCUAACUGGGUCACUCGGCAAACGAACCCACAACACUACAAGGACGGACCUCAAAGGUCACAGCCCUUAUGAAGUCAAUACAAUUAGUUUUUAAUUGAAAUCGAUAAUACACACAACAUGUCACUUUUUAAGCUCGUCUUGUAAUAUUAGUGUUAAAUUGAAAUUUUGAAAAAAGUUAUAACAGCAACAUAGUAAUGUUUUUUUCGGUCAGUCCGUUUACCUGGGCACUGUCGUGUCGUGCCGUGAGCAGGUGUGCGAUGCCGUCGCGUGCGGGUCCACAUAAAUACCGCGCGCGGCCGGCACCGCGCCAGUCUGUGCUCUACCUCGUUCAGUGUCGGACCCGUGUUCACUUGUGAGUUGUGUCGUGUCACUCUGUGUCGGUGCCGGAGAUUUGCAACAUGAUCAUCUGCCUGUCCGGGUUCGUUAUUGCCGGAACGUCACCUACGUCGCUGUCGUCGCGUAAUGAUGUUAUGUGCAGCGCGACGUACGCGGCGCACCAGCAGACCCUGCUGCAGCACCUCGCCCACCUGCAGCCCCCGCACCACGCCCCGCAGCCCGCACACCUCGCGCACAGAGGUGGAGGCGCGCGCUGCAGCAGCAGCUCGGAGUCGGUGUCCAGCCACAGCGCCUCUCCGCCGCCGCCGGCCAGGCGCGUGCGCACGCUGUACGCCUGCCUGGGGGAGAGCGAGGGCGAGCUGUCCUUCGAGCCGAACCAGAUCAUCACGCACGUGACGCCGUCCGGCGAGCCCGGCUGGCUGCGCGGCAUGCUCGACGGGCGCAGCGGUCUCGUGCCGGAGAACUACGUCGAGCCCCUGCCGUAGUCGCCGACCUCCACAUUGUUACAUGCAGUAUUAUGAAGCAUUCCUGACCCUGCACAUGGACUCGACCGAUGUGCGGCUCGGCUCCACUAAACAUAUCGUCCACUUGGAACGGACACAUUCUUACGUCUUUAUUGUCUAAGUGAAAUGGAGUUGUGCGCGAUAGAGCGAGGGAGUGCGCGGCACACGGUACCGGCUGCGGAGAUGAGCUGCUGCAGGACAGGAGCCGGGAGAGGUGGCCGCGACACGCCCCCGCCCGUACAUUGUUAACUUUUUUUACGUAUUUGUAUAUUUUGUACAUUGUAUAUAAGAUUUGUUGAUAUUUUAACUAUUUAUAUUGCCUAUACGUAUGUUGUGAAUUUUGUACCAAAUAUAUUAGAUCGUACGAUAAUAUAUUAAAUACAUUUUAAGU